Molecule: messenger RNA, 2586 nt
Organism: Calypte anna (Anna's hummingbird)
Lineage: Eukaryota; Metazoa; Chordata; Aves; Apodiformes; Trochilidae
Gene: APOLD1
Product: apolipoprotein L domain containing 1
Exons: 2
Coding region: 45-788 (247 amino acids)
Biological process (GO): lipid transport; lipoprotein metabolic process
Cellular component (GO): membrane; extracellular region
Molecular function (GO): lipid binding
Source: RefSeq, a predicted model, not a curated record
UCAAAAUUUAUCUUUGGGGAGGUUGGCUGGAAUCGAAAGAAGCCAUGGAGAGAAAUGGUGCUGCCACUUUUCCCCAAACACCAGACCCUACACACCACUUCCACAUCGUGCUGAUGGAUCAGAGGAGGAGGCUGCGUGGCCAAAUCGCUCACCUGCAAAAAGCGGCUCGGAAACUCAACAAGCUCCGCAAAAGGUCCCUGAUUGCCAACGUCAGCGGGAGCACCCUGACCGCCGCAGGAGCUGUCACAGCCAUCGUGGGGCUGUCCCUGAGCCCAGUGACACUGGGAGCCUCUCUCCUGGCAUCAGCUGUGGGUCUGGGCCUGGCCACUGCUGGGGGGGCUGUCAGCAUCACCUCCGAUCUCUCCUUAGUGCUUUGCAAUUCCCGGGAGGUGAGGAAGGUGCAGGAAAUCGCAGUGACUUGUAGGAAACAGAUGAGGGAAAUCCUCAGCUGCCUGGAGUUCCUCCGACGGGGGCAGGGCCCAGGCGACCCCACGCUGCGCCAGUCAGAGAAGAGAGCCUCCAUGUCAUUGUACAACUCUGUCUGCUUCAUGGUCUUUUGCGGCUCCCACAGCUUCCUCGUGCCAGAAUACACAAAGGAGGUCACAAAAGUGAGCCAGGCUGUCCUCAAGGCCAAAAUCCAGAAGUUGGCUGCCAACCUUGAGACCUGCACCCGAGCGAUGGAUGAAGUCUGUGAACUUCUUGAAUCUAGGACAGAGCUUUCCCCAAGCACAAUGAGACUCAACUUGGGUGCUAAACCCACAGCUGAGGUCCCAAGAGCAUCCAGCUGAAACUGCUUUCUCCUUAAUUAAACCAGGCCUUGGAGACAUUACAUUAUUAAUUGUCACCGAUAGCACUUCUACAUGUUGCUAUUGUAAUAUAGGUGGUGGUAAUCCACACAGGUAUGCAAAUCUUUCACAUGCCUUAUCUCCAUCUGAACACAAACCGCUUCCUUAUAAGAAGCUAAACACACACACACACACACACUGGCAUCUGACAGUAGCCACCUGCUUCAGGUUGGACACAUGGACUAUUUCGUACAGGGCAGCAGAUCCCAGACCAUGAAGGCAGGGGUAGAUGGCCAUUCCUCACACUCAUGUUUUCUCAGCCAUCUCCCUGGCACUGCUUCACCAAGGCAGCAAAAAGAAAAGGGUCAGGAGGCUGAUGAAAUCCCUGCAGUUCUGGUGCUGACUGAACCUGGUUUGUAAAUAACUUAGGAAUCUGGUAAAAGGGAUGGGUUACCCUCAGACAGCCAGCAGCUUCCAAUUUCCAGCACAGUCCAGUUGCCAAGGUACACCUGGAAAGGCUUUUGAAGGAAGAAGCUCCUGAUAUGACACACUUUUGUAUAUGGCCCACUUUUGGGGCUUAUCAUCCCAGUGUGAAAUUAGCAGUGCUAGAAAUUGUUAGUCCUUUUGAAGAAACAUCUCCAGGCUGAGAACUGUGAUGUCUGUGCUCUAUUUAUUAACAUAAGAUUAUUUUAAGAUUUUGAUAUGGUAUUUAAAUAUGUAUAUAUUUUUUUUCUUUUUAAAGGGAGGACUGUGCUCCAAAGGAAAGUAGACAUCCUUAGAGGCAAAGCAAGUCUGUGGCAUGUGGGAGCAAGUUUCCUGUUCCUUGGUUGUGAGGGAGGGCAAGUUUCUGUAGGAAAAGAAAAGCAUGGACUGAAUGCUGGUAAUUAUAAAAUAGGUGAAACAUGAUUUUAGGAACCAAAACAGCUUGGGUCUUGGUGGAGGAAAGCAGUUAUAUCUCUUGCAGAAGGUAGGGAAGCAUAGGUUGGUGUUACUGGUCUGAGCUGGAGCGCAGCUGUGGUGGGAGCACAUCUAGGAGGUGGAGGUGCUGCUCUCUGUGCAGUCAAGCAGCUUGUGAGACCCACAGAGGUUUGUGGAGGAGGCAGCACUCAUGGAGAGAUACACAUACUCCUAGCAAUGCUUCCCAGAGAAGGCUUCAUGUUACCAAAAUAUAUUCUGGUACUAAUACUCAAGAGGGAUGCAGAGGAGGAGGAUGAUUUGGUGGCAGAGAACAUACAAAGCAAGGGGAUGGGCUGGGACCCUCUUACAAGUGACUGUUCAGCUCAGAGUCCUUCAUGACUCUUGACCCCUCAGUGCCUCAGUUCUCUGUAUAAAAAUGGGAAUUGUAGCACUUUCCUACCUCAAAGGGCGUUUCUGGGACAUAUACUAAAAAGUGCUCAAGUACUGCUAUGAUGGGGGACAUCAGUACCUGGAAGUAGUACAAGGAAGAGACUCCAGAAACUACCUUGAGACAAGCUGGAGGAGUUGAUGCAGGGAUUAUUCCACCUCCACAAGUAUGUCCCAGUGGAUUAGGGAAACUUCCCUGCAGAUGCAUGAAUCAAAAUUAUCAGAAAAACCUAAUCUGUAAUCCUGUAACACUGAGCAAACUCUUAGGAAGGACAACACUUCACCUAACAAAGCCUGAAUUCUUGUUCUCCUUGUGUCUUCCUCUCGUGACAGCAAUAUUUGUUUUUACAUAUACAAAGAACAAAAGCUUUGGUCCUUCAGAGUGUGACUCAGAUGCUUGUAAUGCUCAGGCCUGUUUGCCAGAAAUGAACAAGUACACUGCUGAUUCAAUUAAAUG